AUGUCUAGACGCGCAGUGUCUCCAGCAGCCUCUGAGCCCGAGGUGGAUAUUUUUGGGUCCAUCUACCCAGGAGACGAUACCAACGGCAAACAGAAUGGACCUGCCGAUGCCGAGUUCGACUUUGACGGUCUCAUGAAUGGACAUGACCAAGACGACGAGGAUGAUGACGAAGCAUUUAUCGCGCUGAGGCAGGCUGCAUCUUUUAGAAAAUCUUCAAAUCUCAAGGGCCGCACAGUCAAAAAGGGUGGUGGCUUUCAAGCCAUGGGCAUUAACGCCAAUCUUCUCAAAGCGAUUGCUCGAAAAGGUUUCUCGGUCCCGACGCCCAUCCAACGAAAAACGAUACCCUUGGUCCUCGACAGAAAAGAUGUGGUUGGCAUGGCUAGAACCGGCUCCGGAAAGACGGCCGCCUUCGUCAUUCCCAUGAUUGAGCGCCUGCGCGCUCACAGCGCACAAUUCGGAUCGCGAGCCCUCAUAAUGUCGCCAUCGCGUGAAUUAGCCAUUCAAACACUCAAGGUUGUUAAGGAACUCUCGAGAGGCACAGACCUGAAAGCCGUUCUGCUCGUUGGUGGUGACAGCCUGGAGGAGCAGUUUGGUUUCAUGGCGGCUAAUCCAGACAUCGUCAUUGCCACUCCUGGUCGAUUCUUGCAUUUAAAGGUCGAAAUGAGCUUGAAUCUAUCUUCCAUCAAAUAUGUCGUCUUUGACGAAGCCGAUCGUCUGUUCGAAAUGGGGUUCGCUGCCCAGCUCACCGAAAUUCUUCAUGCCCUACCGCUCUCGAGACAAACACUGCUCUUUUCUGCCACGCUUCCCACGUCCCUUGUCGAGUUUGCUCGAGCUGGUCUUCAAGACCCGAGCCUUGUGCGUCUCGACGCCGACACCAAAGUCUCCCCCGACCUGGAAAGCGCAUACUUUAGCAUUAAAGGAGGCGAAAAGGAGGGCUCACUACUACACAUCCUCCAUGAUGUCAUCAAAGUACCAGUUGGGAAGCCGGAGGACGCUGAUGACUCCGAGAAAGAUUCAAAGAAGCGCAAGAGAGGACCUGAUGGUCCCGCGCGACCCACCAAACAUUCUACAAUUGUGUUUACAGCCACAAAACAUCACGUCGAAUAUAUCGCCAAUCUGUUGCAGUGGGCCGGUUUCGCCGUUUCGCAUGCCUAUGGUUCUCUCGAUCAAACAGCACGACGUAUUCAGGUUGAAGACUUUCGCCACGGCAAGACCAAUAUCCUGGUAGUCACCGACGUUGCUGCCAGAGGUAUCGAUAUUCCCGUUCUAGCCAACGUCAUUAACUACGACUUUCCCUCGCAACCUAAAAUCUUUGUUCAUCGUGUCGGCCGCACUGCCCGUGCAGGUCAGCGUGGUUGGAGUUACAGUUUGGUUCGCGAUACCGAUGCCCCUUACCUGGUUGACCUGCAGCUAUUCCUCGGAAAGCAGCUCGUUAUUGGGCAGCAGAAAGAGAAGCCAUCAUAUGCUGAUGAUGUGGUUGUCGGCUCAUUGAUAAGAAACACGCUAGAAGAGCACGUGGAAUGGUUUAACCGAGUAAUACACGAUAACGACGAUAUCAGUGCCCUUCAAAAGGUCUCCAUCAAGGCAGAGAAGCUGUAUCUGAAGACAAGAAACUCUGCUUCUAGCCAAAGUGCCAAGAGAGCUCGUGAGGUUGUGGCGUCGGGUGCUUGGGUUCAACUGCAUCCUCUCUUCGGAAACGACGUUGACCGUGGUGAAAAAGCGCGCGCGGAAAUGAUGGCAAAAAUCAGCGGCUUCCGACCCAACGAAACGAUUUUUGAGAUUAGCCGGAGCGAUAAAUCCUCCAAUGAAGCGGCUGAUGUAAUGAAGCAAAUCCGCAAAAAGAUCACCCCUCGCAGGAGGCCAGAAGCAGUAGUACAGGAAGAAAUUGAGGACGAUGGAAUGGGCGCCCUCACAAUGGACGAUUCUGACGAGGCCGUUGUUGACGAUGGUGGCCUUGAUGCCGUGGACGACGACUCAGACGAUGGUCUAGAGGUUACCGUUUCCAAUGCUGGCAAGUCUAAGAAGGACAGGGAUGACUGGCGCGAUGCGGACGUCUUCAUGACCUACACCCCGCGCACGACAAACGUCGCCGAGGAGCGCGGUUACGGCGUGCACUCUGGUGGUGCCGGGUCCAGCUUCAUCGAGGCGGCACGCGAUGUGACCAUGGACCUGGGCAACGACGAGUCGGCCAAGUCGUUUGGUGAGGCCAACAAGCAGCGCCUGCGGUGGGACAAGAAGUCGAAAAAGUACGUAGCGCGACAAAACGACGAGGACGGCUCCAAGGGCGCCAAGAUGGUGACGGGCGAGAGCGGCGUCAAGAUUGCGGCGUCGUUCCAGAGCGGCCGCUACGACAGGUGGCGCAAGGCGCACCGCAUGGGCCGCACGCAGCGCGUCGGCGAGGACGAGAAGGCCGGCGCCGCGGCCCUGCUGUCUCAGGGCGGCGCGCGGUACAAGCACAAGCAGGAAAAGGCGCCCAAGGCCGCCGACAAGUACCGCGACGACUUCCAGGUCCGCAAGAAGCGCGUCGACGAGGCCCGCGAGAAGCGCGUCGGCCGCUUCCGCGACGGCGCGGGCAGCAAGAAGGAGAUCAAGGGCGUUCACGACAUUCGCAAGGCCAGGGAGGAGAAGCAGAAGCGCAAGGAGAAGAAUGCCCGGCCGAUGCGGAAGCGAUCGUAA
Messenger RNA from Cordyceps militaris CM01, 2676 nucleotides. Its product is annotated as dead box ATP-dependent rna helicase. The record is from RefSeq and is a predicted model, not a curated record. Bases 1 to 2676 code for a protein of 891 amino acids. Gene Ontology annotation, molecular function: ATP binding; RNA binding; RNA helicase activity. Gene Ontology annotation, cellular component: nucleus. NCBI's taxonomy places the organism in Eukaryota, Fungi, Ascomycota, Sordariomycetes, Hypocreales, Cordycipitaceae. The transcript is spliced from 2 exons.